UGAAGGAGUGGUUAAAAUUAAUGUCCUAUAAAAUUAUAGUCAUAUGCAAAACUACAAUUAUGGCUGUGUUUUUUUGUGUAGUGAAUGCUCAGACAAGUUCCUUUACGCUUCUCCCGUCAAGUAUGCUCCCCAUCUCCACACCCCUUGUCUCCACUCUCCCCAUUUCUGCACUCUCUUUCCCUACUCAAACAAUAUUACCCUCAAGUAGUAACUUUGGACGUGAAGCCGAGUCUAGCUCUGUGUCAGCACCUAUAACCACCACUGGUCUACCACAACCAAGUAGUUCUCCCAUGAACUCUCCUCAAGUCACACCAGCAGCUGCUACAACACAACCUCAAGAAGUGAACGUGGGACUGUUUGCUGGAAUCGCAGUGUCUGUUGCAGUACUCGUGCUGUUGGUCAUACUAACUGCAGUGAUGCUUUUAGUUUGUGCGAUGAAAAAGAAAAGAGAAAACAAAGGACAAGGAGAUUUGAGUUUGACUGACUACAGGACCAUCAAUGAACAGAGUGAUACUCUUCAAACUAUCAGAAUGGAUGCUAACACUGAACCAUCCACCAAUGAGAAUGAGGCGUACGGAAAGUUUACAGAAGCAACUCAGAUCGCUGACUAUGAUUACGUCGUGAAUUCUUUGGCUGAAACGUACAAUCCCUCCACAACUCAGAACCUGGCCUAUGGUAAUGUUGCCACUGCAGAAUAUAGUGUCAUAGCAAAUGAUGAUAACGUCGUCAAGGGGUUGGGUGUGACAACAGAAGUGCCAAUGAUAAGAAACGAAGCCUACGUUGGAGUAAGACAGUCGAGUUCUGACAAUGAUCCCUCAAUACCCACCACAGAGAAUGAGGCAUACACUAGUGUGACUGCUAACACUGAGCCUGAAGAUGCUUAUGCAUAUGUUAAACCUUAAGGUAUAAACAACCUAUAACGGGUGACCA
This is a messenger RNA of Halichondria panicea, 930 nucleotides long. RefSeq lists its product as uncharacterized. The coding region runs from base 21 to 902 and encodes 293 amino acids. Lineage: Eukaryota; Metazoa; Porifera; Demospongiae; Suberitida; Halichondriidae. The record is from RefSeq and is a predicted model, not a curated record. The transcript has 2 exons.